Molecule: messenger RNA, 366 nt
Organism: Filobasidium floriforme
Lineage: Eukaryota; Fungi; Basidiomycota; Tremellomycetes; Filobasidiales; Filobasidiaceae
Product: SCP2 sterol-binding domain-containing protein
Exons: 11
Coding region: 1-366 (121 amino acids)
Cellular component (GO): cytosol
Source: RefSeq, a predicted model, not a curated record
AUGUCUUCUGACAGCAAGUCCAGCCAGAUCCUAUCGACUUUGCAAAAGUCGUUCGAGCAGCUCUCUGACGAAGAGAAGCAGAAGCAGGUCAAGAAGACGAAUGGUAUUUUCCAGCUGAAUAUCAAGGGCAAGGAGGACACGGAGAUAUGGACCAUCGACAUGAAGAACAAAGGAGAGGUCAGGAAGGGCGAAGCUGGUAAAGCCGACUGCACUAUUACCAUGCCCGACAACGUGUUCGUCGGCCUGUCCGAGGGCAAGGUCAACGCUCAGAAAGCGUUCAUGACCGGUCAGCUAAAGGUCAAGGGUAACAUCAUGUUUGCGACCAAGUUGGAUGACGUGUUGAAGACCGCAAAGAGCAAACUAUAG